Molecule: messenger RNA, 4168 nt
Organism: Mizuhopecten yessoensis (Yesso scallop)
Lineage: Eukaryota; Metazoa; Mollusca; Bivalvia; Pectinida; Pectinidae
Product: egl nine homolog 1-like
Exons: 5
Coding region: 38-1474 (478 amino acids)
Biological process (GO): peptidyl-proline hydroxylation to 4-hydroxy-L-proline; cellular response to hypoxia
Cellular component (GO): nucleus; cytoplasm
Molecular function (GO): peptidyl-proline 4-dioxygenase activity; L-ascorbic acid binding; ferrous iron binding
Source: RefSeq, a predicted model, not a curated record
GAAUUAAUAAUCGCUCCCCGAACCGAGAAAAUAUAAGAUGGCGGAAGGCGUACGUGACAUCUCGAACGAACACAUCGUGUGCCAGUUGUGUGGGGCUCACGAUGACCUCCAGUUAUGCAGUAGGUGCAAGAAGACUUGGUAUUGCAGUAGAGAACAUCAAAAAUAUGAUUGGAAAUAUCACAAAAAAACAUGCACGAAAAAACAACACAACGACAGCAAGACAAAUAGUCAUGACGGCUUCGACAUGACAAGCGCGGAAUUACAAACCCGAGUGGGCGAGGUCAACAACUCUGGUAUGGAGUCUGUUGGACGUGACAAUAUCAGUGUUUCACAUUUAGAAUCGAAUACAACAUGUUCUUCAUCGAUGCAUUCAAUAAUGCUUACGAAAAAUGCUGAAGGCGGCGAGAGCUGUCAGCCGAUUCCUUCUGUAAUGCAUGGACCUAAAAAGGGUAAGCAGCCCGGUGACAGUGAACUACCCGAGGCGCAAAGUGGUGUACGUGAGGGCUCUGACAUAGACGACAAGGAUGUGGAGAGUAUGUCAUUCCGUAGUAUGGACUUGUCUGAUGAAGUCCUUCCUUCAGGUUCAUAUUCGGAAAGUUCAAAUAGCGAUGUGUUCACCAUCGAGGGUAGUUCCGAGACGUUCAUUUUAGAAUCAGACGAUUCAGCCUUGUGCAAGCCUGACUAUAGUUUGACAAAGUCUGGACAUUCUGAGAGUACUAUGUAUCCCAAAGGGGAUGUAGAUACCCGUCAAACUUACAUAUCUAUCAUAGAGAGCAGGAAUAAGGCUCUGGCCCAGUAUGUUGUAAACUGUCUCAAUAAAUAUGGUAUAUGUGUUGUAGACAAUUUUCUGGGCGAGUCUAAAGGACUAGAAAUCUUGGAAAAUGUGAAUUCAUUGCACAAAUCGGGGACAUUUGCUGGGGGACAGGUAAUAGACCAGUCCACGAAAUCUACCAGAAGAAUCCGUGGUGAUAUAAUUACUUGGGUAGAUGGAACCGAACCAGAGUGUGAGCAUAUCCAGUUUUUAAUUUCCUCUGUGGAUGCUGUGAUUUUACAAUGUGCUGGACAAUUGGGAAACUUUGACAUCAACGGGAGAACAAAGGCCAUGGUAGCCUGCUAUCCUGGAAAGGGCUCCCAUUACAUGAGACACGUGGACAACCCUAAUGGUGAUGGGCGCUGUGUUACCUGUAUUUAUUACCUCAACAAAGACUGGGAAGCAAAAGUCAAUGGUGGACUGCUAAAGAUAUAUCCUGAAGGCCAAAAUAUAGUGGCUUCCAUCGAGCCGAAGUUUGACCGCCUGCUCUUCUUUUGGUCGGACAGACGUAAUCCCCAUGAAGUUAUGCCUGCAUUCAAAACACGAUAUGCAAUAACAGUAUGGUACUACGAUUCUAAGGAGCGAAAGAGAGCCGUGAAAAAGUUCAAAGGUAAAAACCCCAAACAGACAUCUGUUCCCCUAAUUAGCAGCCAAAAGUCUUAAGUGAUGACACAUAAUGUGAUUCUCCGCUCUGUGAUUGCCAGCUUACUGUGACUGUACUAGAUGUAUUGUUCCAUGUUAUAAUCAAGAUAACGUUUUCUGAACAUUUUAACUACCUGUAAAUGUUGGCUAUCAUAAGUCAUUUUGAUGUCCCACAGCUGAUACUCCAAAGUUUACUGUGGCCAAGAAGAUGCUAAACUAAAGUUUAAUUACUAUGACCAGGUGACUACACUGAAGCUUAGUGUGGCCAAGUUACUAUACUAAGGUUCCUGUGGCCAGGUCACAACACUAAAGUUUCUGUGGCCUGGUUACUACACUAAGGAUUCCUGUGGCCAAGUCACUACACUUAAGCUUACUGUGGUUAAGUUUCUACACUAAAGCUUACUGUGGCCAGGUCAUGACACUAAAGCUUACUGUGGCCAGGUCACAACACUUAAGCUUACUGUGGCCAGGUCACUUCACUAAAGCUUUCUGUGACCAGGUCACUACACUAAAGCUUACUGUGGCCAGGUCACUACACUAAAGCUUAUUGUGACCAGGUCACUUCACUUAAGCUUUUGAUACCAGGUCACUACACUAAAGCUUACUGUGGUCAGGUCAUUACAUUUAAGCUUAAUGUGGCCAGGUCACUACACUAAAUCUGUCUGUGUCACGACACUAAAGCUUACUGUGGCCAGGUCACUACACUAAAGCUUUCUGUGUCCAAGUCACUACAAUAAAGCUUAUUGUGGCCAGGUCACUACACUAAAGCUUUUGUGGCAAAGUCACAACACUAAAGCUUACUGUGGCCAAGUCACUACACUAAAGCUUACUGUGGCCAGGUCACUACACUGAAACUUACUGUGAUUAGUGUAUAAGGGUCACAAAGCUAUAUCUACUUUACAGCUAGGAUACAUAUUCCAUUUAGCUCUGCCUUAGAUUCUAGUCAAAAAGUAAUACAUUUCAAACUGAUGUUUGCUCAUUAUUGAUUUCAGCAUGUAUCAUUGUCUGUAAAGAUGUUGAAUUGUUUUUGCUGUUUGAACAAUUGACCUUUUUUUCAAAUUAAAAGACAGUUUUAGGAAGCAGAAAUUGUAAUAGAUAAUUUCAACAUAGUUUCCCAUUGAUUUUCUGGAACUCUGAGCUUUCUGUUGUUUUGAAUUAAUUGACUUUAGGAUUCCACUUCCCAAAAAACUAACUAUGCAUUGGGAAUUGUAGCUUUGAUAAAUCACUUCUGAAAAGAAAAACCAUACCAUGCAGCUAUUUUUAAAAACUACUUCUUAUGAAAAAACCAUGAUGUAAUCGAUAACAGUGAUUAGAACAUAAAAAAAAAAAAGUGGGCUAGACCACUCUGAUCUUCAGAUUGCUAUUUUGUAGCUCUCGAAUGAGCUACCUUGGCAAAGGAAGUGUCCCGGCACAACCAUGCUACACUUAUAUCCAACAUGAAAUUAAGGGGAGGUUACUCUAGAUGUGGAAAACCACAGAACAUCGGGACAGGGAUCAUUAAGUUAUUGUAAUUAAAUCAAAAGCAUUUUUUUUAAUAAUUUAGGAAGGCUGUAAAGUUCAUUCUCCUGGAUUCCAUAAAUUUACUUUAAAUAUUUAAAGUAAUUUUAUGGAAGUGAUUUUUCCAAAUUCAUAAGGCAAAAGCCCAUGAAACAACAGUAGAAAUGGUAAUGCUGGUUUAAAUACAAUUUAGACAGUGUUUCCUGCAUAUAUGUUGUCUGGAGAAUUUUAAAAUGCUACCUUAACCAUUAUUUUGUGUUCAUAGGAAAUUCCAACAGUACAGGUAAUUUCAUUAGUGAUUGGUGCUCAUAUAUAAAACCUUGACAGCUUUAAAUAGAAGUGCUAAAACAGAUGCAGUAACUUGAUACACUAUUAUAGAAAUAAUACAUAGAUGUUUCAGUUCAUUACAAUAUAGGUAUGUAUUUUCUGGUAUGGUUGAAGAGCAAAUAUGUCAGGACAUCACACACAGAAACACAAUUUUUGUUGAUUUAAAGCAAAAUUGAAGUUGUACCUUAUACAUAAUGUUAUUAGUUUUAAUCUGAAUGGCUUCUGAAAUGUGAAUGACAGUAGUACUACUUAUCAGACGAGGCAUAGUUUGUUGAAAUGACCAUCACCCCAAGGUCUGAAGUCCUACAUGGCUUAUGAAAUGUGAAUCAUAGUAUUGCUAUUUAUCAGACAGGGUAUAGUUCCAAUAACUUGGAAGUCUGAACUUAAAAUAGCUUAUUCAAGUAUGUCGAAGUUAAGCAACAAAUUUUAACAAAGCACAAACCUUUGAUCUAAUUUUAAAAUGAUUGAUUUUUAAAUACCAAAACGUUCGAAAAUGAUCGUUCGAAGAAAAAAAAUUAUGGUCUAGAUAUUAAUCAGGUUUUGAACAUCUUGGCUGUAAGGAAGGGGAGAUAAUCUGGGAUACACGUGUUGGCAAACAAUUGAAAUCUUUUCUCUUGCCAUUCUUUCCGCUUUAUAUUCAAUCACAACUCAGGUCAUAAGAUAAUUAAAUGUGCUACAGUGAUGUAGAAGUGCUAUCAGUUGCUAAGCAAUACUAUAGUAAAAAUUAUGUAUGAUUGUUAUUUAAAUAGCUUUUACUAGGUGAAAAUUUGAUUGACACUGUGUGCCAUUGUGUAACAUGAUUCAUUUAAGUAUAUGUUUUGUUCAAGAUUUCAUGUUUUACUUUAUACAACUUGUUGAAGAAUCCCAUGAUAAAUUCUUAUUAUAAUGACA